Molecule: messenger RNA, 2236 nt
Organism: Silurus meridionalis
Lineage: Eukaryota; Metazoa; Chordata; Actinopteri; Siluriformes; Siluridae
Gene: aldocb
Product: aldolase C, fructose-bisphosphate, b
Exons: 9
Coding region: 177-1268 (363 amino acids)
Biological process (GO): fructose 1,6-bisphosphate metabolic process; glycolytic process
Cellular component (GO): cytosol
Molecular function (GO): fructose-bisphosphate aldolase activity
Source: RefSeq, a predicted model, not a curated record
UGACGUAUGAGGGGACGCCUCAUGAAUAUGUAACGACGGCUUUUUGUACGCGGUCACGUUGCGUUGCGGCAUCACAACGGCAGACUUUGGCGUUCAGAGAGCAUCUUCUUCCAGUACAUCUCUCGCUCCAGCUUUUUCCUUACACAACAACCAGGUCGUUCUGAGCAGCAGGCAUCAUGACUCACCAGUACCCAGCACUCACCCCCGCGCAGAAGAAGGAGCUGCAGGAGAUCGCCCUGGCCAUCGUCGCACCCGGCAAAGGCAUUCUGGCUGCGGAUGAGUCCACAGGGAGCAUGGCCAAGCGCCUGAACCCCAUCGGCGUCGAGAACACCGAAGAGAACCGCCGCCUGUACCGCCAGCUCCUGUUCACGGCUGACGAGCGCAUCGACAACUGCAUCGGCGGCGUCAUCUUCUUCCACGAGACUCUUUACCAGAGCACGGACGACGGCACUAAUUUCGCCAAGCUGAUCAAGGACCGCGGCAUUGUCGUGGGCAUUAAGGUCGACAAAGGUGUUGUUCCUUUGGCAGGGACCAACGGGGAAACCACAACACAGGGGUUGGACGGCCUGUCGGAGCGCUGCGCUCAGUAUAAGAAGGACGGUGCCGAUUUCGCCAAGUGGCGUUGCGUGCUGAAGAUUAGCGAGACCACUCCCUCAGAGCUCGCGAUCCAGGAGAACGCCAACGUCCUGGCUCGCUAUGCCAGCAUCUGCCAGCAGAACGGCAUCGUGCCCAUCGUGGAGCCCGAGAUCUUGCCUGAUGGAGAUCAUGACCUCAAGCGUUGCCAGUACGUCACAGAGAAGGUCCUCGCCGCCUGCUACAAGGCCUUGUCCGACCAUCACGUCUACCUGGAGGGCACGCUCCUCAAACCCAACAUGGUGACCGCCGGACACUCCUGCCCCACCAAAUUCAGCAGCGAGGAGAUCGCCAUGGCGACAGUCACCGCCCUGCGCCGCACCGUUCCCCCAGCCGUUACAGGUGUAACCUUCCUGUCUGGAGGACAGAGUGAAGAGGAGGCAUCUAUCAACCUGAACGCCAUCAACACCUGCCCCCUGCUCAAGCCGUGGGCGCUGACCUUCUCGUACGGCCGUGCUCUGCAGGCUUCAGCCCUCAGCGCCUGGCGCGGGCUCAAGGACAACACGAAAGCCGCCACCGAGGCUUUCAUCAAGCGCGCUGAGGCUAAUGGCCUGGCCGCUCAAGGAAAGUACGUGUCCAGCGGAACCGACGGAGCUGCAGCACAGUCUCUGUACGUGGCCAACCACGCCUAUUAAACCCCCCACCCCAAUCCCGACUCCCCCAUCGCCCUGCGUUCUCCAGCUUCUGCCAACCAGUAGUAUCUUCCACCCACAGCACCCACCUCCUCCCUGUCACCAACCAAUCACAGGCCUUCGCUGUCGUCUGUCCUCUGUGCAAGAGUCGUCAAUUGAAACCUUCUUGUUGCAUCUUGUUCAAAUUUCUUUAACAGGAUUAGGAAGGAGUGUUGGGAGGCAGAGCACGGAGAUCUUUUUUUUUUUUCGUCCCAGUGGAUCUAAAAUAUGAAUUAAUUAGUGUUGCCUGCAUGGCUGAAUUCUUAACACCUGAUUCAAAUAGGUUUCUUUGGAAAAAAAUUCAGUUAUGAGUAUUGAAUUCCAAGACGCUCGCUCCAGGUUCUGUAGUUCUCAUGUGUUUCGUCGUUACUGUAAAUUCCGGUCGAUUGUGCAGCGGUUGCGAGAGCAGGACGGUGAAGGGAAAUAAAAUCACGUUAUCCAUUCCAGACGUCGUACGUGUCCAAAGCAUUGCAAGGAAAGUGUGAGUAGAAUAAAGGCUGAACAGGAGCAUUCCUAAAGCGUGUGUGUGUACGUGUAAGAGGGUGUGUAUAGGUCAGUACAUCUGUGUGCAUUACAAAGGUUUUAAACGAACAAUUGACCAACAGAGGAAGAUUUAUUUAAUCUAUAGUACCAAGUGUUAAGGAUUGUUUGCUCAUCUACUGUUUGAUAAUCAUAGAAUCUAUUAACUCUAUUAGUUUGCUGUUUCGUGUAGUGUGCGUGAACGUUCUGCGCGCUCCCUUUCCAUCUUUUGUAGCCUAGUGAUGCAGAGACGGUGAUGGUUUAGGCUCAAUACGCCGGUACGGACGGGACUACGGGGAGCUUUCACUGCUGAUUUGGUUAGACUGUGAUGUUGUUGUGGUGUUAUUCCCUAAGCACUUGGUGUCAAGCAAAAAGAUAUAUAUAAUAUAAAAUAAAGAGAUUCAAACCCCAAA